UAUAUAGCAGAUGCGCACGCUCAUCCAUCGUUUGUUUCUCGAGUUACGUGAGAGAUAAGUGAAUAUUGUACGAGAUGCUGCGAUUUGUGACAAUUUUAGCCGCUGCGGCGGCGCUAACAUCAGGGGCGCCGAACCCCACCAAUAUCUUCGAGAUCGACAUCACCCCGGAGGAGGCUCAGAAGUACCUCAACAGCCCUCCCUUCACAGAGCCCCAGCUGGCUGGGAGGACUGCUGUCUUGCCACUGGUGAGAUAUAACGACCCCAGAUUUCGCGCCGCCGAAGCUGGCCCCACUCUCGGACACUACUGGAAGAAUGGACGCGAAAUUGAAAACACCGACGACUACAUUGAAGAGGUGUACGACGCCUCCCAGUACCACGGGCAGGACGGGCUCGGCGCCUACACCUACGGCUACAAGACCCCCGAGUCUGCCAAGGUGGAGAACCGCGUGAGGGCUGGUGACGUCACCGGCUCCUACGUCUACAAGUCUCCCGGACACGAGGAUAUUAAGGUCCGCUACUGGGCCGACAGCCAAGGUUUCCACCAGGAAGACAACCUCCCCAAGCUGGUGCCACAGCCGGUGCAAGAGACCGCAGCCGUGAGGGCCGCUCGCAUCGCCCAUGAGAAGGCCUGGAAGGAGGCAGCUGACGCCAACCUGCACCCUAACGCUCAUCCUCAGUCAUACGGCAACAACUACGACUACCAGCCCCAAGCCUCAGAGGUCCAGCAGACGGUUUACCAGCCUGAUUCCCAGCGUGAGGGCAAGGCCUACAACCAGCAGUAUCAGGCCAGCCAGCAGUUCGGACAGCAGCAGAAUCAGCAGUACCAACAACAGAACCAACAGUACCAGCAACAGAACCAGCAGUACACCACUACCACUGAACCUGAACCUACUGGUCCCCCACGUGGUUUCUUCUACAGCUACAACUACCCAGUGUCCAUCAUCGUCCCCAAGAACGAGGCGGAGGGCGGCGCCAGCGCUGGACACCCAGUGGACCACGACACCGUCUCCCAUGGCGGAUUUUAAGAAGUAGACAGGAGUUUGGACCUAGUGUUUCUAUUCGACUUUUGUUCAAUCCAUCCAUUUUUGUUUUGGGUUAAUCCCAUAAAGCUUCAACCACACCAACGCGUGCAGAUAGCCAUCGCCAAAGGCCAAGGACAGUCGCGCGAGCCAUGACAGUUCACGCGACCUGUCUUUUCCCUAUGAUUGCGACGUGAUCGGCGAUGGCGAUCUGCACACGUUGGUGUGGUUGAAGCAUUAUGAACAAUCCAUUGUUGUUUUGGGUUAAUCCCUUAUUUGGGAUCUUAACACUCGAAAAUUAUGUUGGGAUCUGCAGGGUCUUUUCUACAUAAUUUAUUAUUGUCAUAAUUACCUUCGACUAUCUUGCUCACUCGUUUUAAGGCACUUAUUUCGGAAUGAGUAAGAGAUGAAAAAAUUCGGAAAACUUUGAGAUAAUUUAGUUCAAAAAUUCAAGUUAUUUAGAAACACUAGGUUCAAGUUUGAUUAUUAAAUUAACCAUCCGAUUGGUUUCGCGUACUAAUUCGGCACGCUAGUAGGUUGGAACCAAACAUGGUAUACAGGAUAUUAGUUGUAUGUGAUCGCCUUUAGCUACUCGAUAGUCUAAUAAGCACAUUUGUAUGUAAACUAUACUGUUUUCAUUAUGCGUAAUCGAUUUCUAAUAUUUAGACUGUCGAAGCUAGUUUCGUUGCCAUUUUAGAUUUAGUUAAAUUACUAUAGUUACUUGUGUUAAUUUCCUACGUGACUAUUGGCUUCCUUACAAUAUCAGACUCGGAUAUUAAAAUUAUUGUAAUUUUUUAUUUGAAAUUGCAGUAUUUAUGACAACAGUUUGAAAUGAUCGGCGUUUGAUAGUGUAACGACUUUGGUUUCAAAUGAUUUAUUUGGUUAAACUCUUGAACCCGGUCUUGUGAUUGUAUUUAAGUUUGUUACCAUAGUUUAGUUUAAGUUAAAAAUGCAAUGGCCUACGUCGAAAUUGUAAGAUUUGAUUUUUAAUAAAGCAUUUCACUUACA
This is a messenger RNA of Ostrinia nubilalis (European corn borer), 2027 nucleotides long. RefSeq lists its product as uncharacterized. NCBI's taxonomy places the organism in Eukaryota, Metazoa, Arthropoda, Insecta, Lepidoptera, Crambidae. Bases 75 to 1025 code for a protein of 316 amino acids. The transcript has 7 exons. The record is from RefSeq and is a predicted model, not a curated record.